Zasmidium cellare ATCC 36951 is the source of this 1542-nucleotide messenger RNA. RefSeq lists its product as uncharacterized. Lineage: Eukaryota; Fungi; Ascomycota; Dothideomycetes; Mycosphaerellales; Mycosphaerellaceae. The coding region runs from base 1 to 1542 and encodes 513 amino acids. The transcript is spliced from 2 exons. The record is from RefSeq and is a predicted model, not a curated record.
AUGGCCCUCACACUCCGAUCUACACCCCUCGAAUCGUCUCCACCCAAAAACCACACCCUCUCCAACCCACGCCUCGAAGAGCAGAAGACCAACCACAAAUGUCCCUUCAACAUCCCCACCUGUCCCGGGUGUAUCCCUCCCAAAACCCCUCCAAGCCACGACCACUCCCUCCGCCUCCAACACGAACUCAUCUUCUGGCAAGCCAUGGCCGACGUCUCCGGCCUCAAAAGCCCUCAACUAGAAUGGGCGCAGCUGAAGCAAAGCUUCGUCUCCUCGUACUGGUCCAUGGGCGUCAUGACCUCCUCGAAAGCCUUCCUGCACGUCUUCCAGUGGCUGGCGCCGCAGUCGGAUGCCAUGAACGCUUCGCGGGAUGCGCUGUGCCUUAUUCAUCUGGGGGUGAGGUAUCGGGAUGAACGACUGCUGCUGGAGGGCCGGACGAGGCAUAUCGCUGCGUUGAGACACACGCAGGCGGCGAUUAGCCAGCCCAAUGCGGCGCUGGACGAUUGUGUUCUUGGAGCGAGCUAUACCCUGGGUCAUUGUGAGAUGUACUCGGUCAUCAGUCAGAACGGCAAAGGCUGGCGUGGACAUACGGGACCUUUCCAACGCAUUCUGCAGGUCCGCGGUCCGAAAUCUUUUGUCACGCCGUUUGCGCAUGCGCUGUUGCAGAAUAUCCGGAUGGUGGAAGUGGCGACGAGUUUCCUGAAUCGAAAGGCUUCAUAUCUCGCAACGCCGGAGUGGAUCGCAGCUGCGAAGCAGAACCACGAUAGCCUUGCCUUUCACGCGACUAAUAUGGCUCUGAAGACUGGUGCGGCUUUGGAGAAAGCAGAUCAACUAUGUGCUUCGCCUGAACCGCCCGAAGCGGAGAUCGUGGUCAUGUUGAAUGAUAUGAUGGAGCUUGAUUUGGGUCUGAAGAAUUGGCUAAUCGAGGCGGAUCGGUGGUCUGGUGGCGAUUUCAUCCCUCACAAGCGUGUGCCGACUUCGACACACACCUCUUUCUACGAUCGCUGCGGCGGACUGGCUGAUGUGUUUCCGGUCGCUAUCGAGUUUUCUUCCUUUGUGAGCGCCACGAGCCAUAUAUACAUAUGGACAUCCCUCCUGCUCCUCCGGCAAGCGAUAGCGGAUGUCGCUUGCUUGUAUCCGUAUCCCCUGCUCGCGGCAGUUCACCAAGAUCAAGAGGCCAUGCUCAAUGCCUCGAUCGACGAGUGCGCUACAUCUCUGUGUCAGUCCGUUGCAUUUCUAUCCCAGGGCAACCAUGGAUUCGCUGGGGUCAUUUCUUGUGGAGCGCCGCUGCACUUCAGCUCUGAAUGGUUCAGAAAGAAGCAACAGCAGAGGAGGCUUCUAUGGGCCAACCACGUAAGGGAGUUCUUGCAGAGGGACAUUCUCCUGGGCGGCUCCCUCAACACAUCUUUGGAUCUGGCGAAGCCUGUCUUUACCUGGUGGAUGCUUCCGGACAUCUUCUCGGAUUCUGUCGAUACAGAGGCCACCGACAAGGGUCGUACCGAGAACGUAUCAAUCACUGAAGAAGAGGAGCAGCAGCCGUAG